GGAUGUCAAUAGCUAGGGGGCAAAUAACAGGGGGAAAGUGGUUCUCUCCCUGUGCUCCUUGUGCCCUCCUUGGUAGCAUCUGCUUGUGGCCACUGUGGGAAGCCAAACGUUGGGUCGCACGGAUUCUUGGACUGAUCUGAAAGUGUAGUUCUUAUAGGUUUGAUUGUUCCUCUGUCGGAUCCUAGUAUGUGGAAAGAGCACAGCAAAGUGUCAGGCCAGCAGCGGACUCCUGUUGAUCGAGAGCGGGGAGGCAAGCCGGAGCGACGUUUUUCCAGGGCGGGCUGCCCUCUGUGACAUGUGACAACCCCUUCCCUGCCACGGGACACGGCAGUGGUCUAGAAGCAUUGCGGUGAGUGCCAUGCCGGUGGAGACCCUCCAAGCCAGCCACGCCAUGAAAGGCGUCCCGGCCGCUGCCCCCUUCACCUCGGCCAUGCCGUUCCGAAUCCUGAACAAGGGCCCAGAGUACUUCCGUCGGCCGGCAGCCGGCGCUGCCGCCAAGAAGCCCAGCGCGGUGGAGAGGCUGGAAGCGGACAAGGCCAAGUAUGUCAAGAGCCAGCAGGUGGCCAGCACGAGACAGGAGCCGGUGAGGGCUCUGUUCCUCAAGCAGCCCCUCUUCACCCCAGGGGUGCGACGGGUGAUGCUCACCCCCAGCCGGAAGACCCCGCAAGGAGGACGCCGGGCGGAGGCGCGUGGGGCCGCCAAGACCUCCCUGAACCUGGAGAUCCUCAACAACCUGAUCAACUUCUGCGACAGCCCGUUGUCGUUCCCCAAGCCGGAGAAGAGCCCCGCAGAGCACAAGUGGGGGCCAGGGGGCCAGGGCUGGAGCCCCGGGAGCCUCCCGGAUACCCCAAGGAAGAAGGGCCACCCGGUGGAAGGCAUGAGCAAGCUGUCCCAAAGCUCGGCCUCCUCCAAGCCGCCCAGCACAGUCGCCGUGCGCAGGGUGGACGUCCGGCCCUGCGGGGCCUUGAGGGCGAGGGUCGUCCCCAGCAUCCAGCUGACGCCGGUCCCCUCCUCCCCUGCGCAGGCCAAGAUCCUGUCCGCUGGCCCCCUGGGCUCCCCCAGCCCCCGCGGCGAGCUGCGGACAGACAGCGCCAGGCGCCAGACCUUGCUACACCGCUCCAAAUCAGACCUGAGCGACCGGUACUCCCGGGCGACGGCGGACCUUGAGCGCUUCUUCAACUACUGUGGCCUUGACCCGGAGGACAUGGGGGACGUGGAGGUGGAGCGCUUCACCCGGGCCAGUUCGGACAUUGUGUCCGUCAAGUUCCACAGCGUUAGCACGGCCAGCUCGGAGGGCACCCGCUCUCGCCGCAGCGCCAUCACCUUGGAGGAGAGGCAGGCCGAGCGCAUUCCUUACGGCAUCUCCAUCAUUGAGCGCAACGCCCGGGUCAUCAAGUGGCUGUAUGGACUACGGCAAGCCAGAGAGUCCCAAACGGUAUCCAACGUAUAGGGGUACUUUGGCGGGCUCCAACAGGAAGCGAGGAAAACAAACAAACAAACUUUCCCCACCCCA
Molecule: messenger RNA, 1513 nt
Organism: Podarcis raffonei (Aeolian wall lizard)
Lineage: Eukaryota; Metazoa; Chordata; Lepidosauria; Squamata; Lacertidae
Gene: FAM110A
Product: family with sequence similarity 110 member A
Exons: 3
Coding region: 359-1450 (363 amino acids)
Source: RefSeq, a predicted model, not a curated record